CCCACUCGCCCUCCCUCCCGGUUUAUAAGCCUCUGCUCCUCCUCUUCUCGUAAUCUCAUCUCACUUCUCGCCGCGGACGCAAUCCAAAUCCCAGUUCGUGCCUCCCCGUCGCGCCGCCCGAUUCUCGCCGGCGCCUGCCGUCCAGCCCAGAUCCCAAGUCCCCGCCGCGCAAUCGCCAUUGCCCCACACGUCAUUGAGCGAGCUUUUUUUUUUCUUUUCCCGAGGGGAAUGCUGGCCUGUAGGUGGUGGUAGUAGGUGGGUAGGUGCGGCUGUGUUGGAAUUUGGAAAAGGAGUCGGCGGCGGCGGUGAUGGCCGGCGCCGAGAGGGAGAAGGCUAGGCUGCCGCCGGCGCUGCCCCUGGCCACGCUGAUCGGGCGCGAGCUCCGCGCCGGGGGCUCCGAGCGCCCCGCGCUGCGCUACGGCCACGCCGGCUUCGCCAAGCGCGGCGAGGACUACUUCCUCGUCAAGCCCGACUGCCUCCGCGUCCCCGGCGACCCCUCCACCGCCUUCUCAGUCUUCGCCGUGUUCGACGGCCACAAUGGGGUGUCCGCGGCGGUGUUCAGCAAGGAGCAUCUGCUGGAGCACGUGAUGAGCGCGCUGCCGCCGGACAUCGGCGGCCGCGAGGAAUGGCUGCAGGCGCUGCCACGCGCGCUCGUCGCCGGAUUUGUCAAGGCCGACAUCGAGUUCCAGCGCAAAGGGGAGGUGUCCGGGACGACGGCGACGCUGGUGGUCGUAGAUGGGUUCACGGUGACUGUGGCGUCUGUCGGGGACUCUCGGUGCAUUCUCGACACGCAGGGCGGCGAGCUGCAGCUGCUCACCGUGGACCACCGGCUGGAGGAGAAUGUCGAGGAGAGGGAGCGUGUCACCGCGAGCGGUGGGGAGGUCGGCCGGUUGAAUCUCUUCGGCGGGCAGGAGGUCGGGCCUCUUCGUUGCUGGCCUGGUGGCUUGUGCCUCUCAAGAUCCAUUGGAGACAUGGAUGUCGGGGAGUACAUUGUGCCGGUUCCACAUGUGAAGCAAGUGAAGCUCUCAAAUGUUGGAGGAAGGCUUAUAAUAGCAUCAGAUGGCAUAUGGGACACACUAUCCAAUGAAGCAGCAGCAAAAUCGUGCCGGGGAUUGCCCGCAGAACUGGCUGCAAAGCUUGUGGUUAAGCAAGCUCUGAAAAAAUGUGGGCUGAAAGAUGACACUACUUGUGUGGUAGUUGACAUCAUCCCAUCCGAUCGUUUGGUAUCGCCACAGUUAUCCCCAAAGAGGAACCAGAACAAGCUCAAGUCCCUUCUUUUUGGUAGAAGGUCACACAGUUCAGUUGGAAAGUUUGGAGGCAAGUCUGCCUCUUUUGGCUCCGUGGAGGAGUUAUUUGAAGAAGGCUCUGCAAUGUUGGAAGAAAGGUUGGGUCGGAAUCUAUCCUUGAAAGCAGCUUCGCCACCUUCUCGCUGCGCAAUCUGCCAAGCGGACCAAGAACCAUUCGAAGGUUUGAUGGCAGAGAAUGGAGGUAGCCACUGCUCUUCCCCGUACACGCCUUGGGGAGGCCCUUAUCUCUGUCUGGAGUGUCGAAAAAAGAAGGACGCGAUGGAAGGCAAAAGAUCUAGCUGCUCUACAGCUUGUAGGUGAAAAAUGAAAAAAAAAAUCAUGAUAAGUUGUUGGUGAUCCCGUUAUUACUGUUUGUUGAACCUAACUACAUUCCCUGCCUGGUAUAAAUUAUACUAUCUGGCUGCUAACCAGCUUGUUGCCUACGUGCAAUCCUAAUUGAAGUUUUUUGUAUUAGCAAACUAUGAUCAAUGUGAAUUGUACCACACCAUUAUUGCGUAGGGAGAAAUGACCUGCCUAUUUUAUCGUGUGUAUUGUUUUGAGAAAGCCGAGUAUAUGAGGGUUAGUCCA
Brachypodium distachyon (stiff brome) is the source of this 1874-nucleotide messenger RNA. Its product is annotated as probable protein phosphatase 2C 33. Lineage: Eukaryota; Viridiplantae; Streptophyta; Magnoliopsida; Poales; Poaceae. Gene Ontology annotation, molecular function: protein serine/threonine phosphatase activity. The coding region runs from base 309 to 1607 and encodes 432 amino acids. The record is from RefSeq and is a predicted model, not a curated record. The transcript is spliced from 7 exons. Gene Ontology annotation, biological process: protein dephosphorylation.